Molecule: messenger RNA, 1515 nt
Organism: Triplophysa dalaica
Lineage: Eukaryota; Metazoa; Chordata; Actinopteri; Cypriniformes; Nemacheilidae
Gene: pttg1ipa
Product: PTTG1 interacting protein a
Exons: 7
Coding region: 493-1065 (190 amino acids)
Biological process (GO): protein import into nucleus
Cellular component (GO): nucleus; cytoplasm
Source: RefSeq, a predicted model, not a curated record
GUUCCCCUUCUCUUUUAUUCACAGAUUCAUUCGUAUACUCGUUUCUGGACGCCAUCGUGUUCUGUUGUUUCAUCAUUUUACUGUAAUGCCGCUACUGGACUGUUAACUUUGUAAUAUAUAAUAAACGUAACACUUGCAUUAAUGCAUAUUUAUAUCAAAGUAUCGUUGUUAUAUAAUUCUUUACAGGCAUCCUGUGGUUAUUGUUAACAAGAUGUUAAUCUAUCCAGUCUGUCCAGUUCACGAAUGCCAAUGCUGGACUUUCGUAAUUGAACGACUGCAACCUGACGUCAGCAUUGCGUCAUUAAUAUUCAUUAGCCACGCCUUCGCCAGGUAAGAGUCACAAAUCCUAUUCACUCUCAGAAGAGAAAGUAGAACAAACCUGUUCUCAGCGUUAUUUCAGCUCCACGGGCCUAACAGCAGCAAACUCUGAGCUCUCGGGAAAUAGAAGAGUUUAUCCUGCUUGAUAGUUUUGUUGAUUUUAAAGAAGAGAAGAUGAGUUUUAUUCCCGUGCUUCUGCUUCUCUUUGCUUUGAGCUCAACACUGGCACAGAAAACGACACCGGACGCAUCAACACUGAGGACUAAAGUCACAGAACAAACUACAACACAAACUACAAAACAGACUACGACACCACCUCCAAGUUGUGAGAGCAAAAACGGCACUAGCUGUGAAGAAUGCUUGUCAAAUGUCAAUUGUUUAUGGUGCAUCCCAAACAAGAGGUGUCUGACAUACCCGGUCAAAACCAUCCUGCCCCCCAAUUCCCUCUGCCCGCUAAAUGAUGCUCGCUGGGGUCUGUGCACAAUAAACUUCCAGAUCUUGAUCAUCACGCUGUCCGUGGCUGGAGCGCUCCUCAUCAUUGGCUUUUUUAUCUGCAUCUUCUGUUGCUGCAAGUGUGAGAACAUCGGAUCCGGUCGAAUUGAAAAAAAUAUGAACCGGAAGGCAGACAAGAGAAAGACAAAACAAGGGGAGAGAACCGCAGAGCUGAAGACAAGACAUGAUGAGAUCCGGCAAAAAUAUGGUCUCAGCCGAGCGAGCCCAUACGCCAGAUUUGAAAAUCCCACCUAAAAGUGUUGGUUUUAAUGUGUCAUAGAUAUAUUCUUUUACAGUCUAUAGUCUCCAUGCAAACAGGAAGAAUGUGAUUCUGCUAUUCUGCACAUUGUGAUUUCUACAGUAUCAGAAUUCAUCUUCAGAUAUUUCCUAUUCAGUUAUUUUAUUCUGUAUAUCUCAGAAACAUUUGAACUUUCUCGGGUAGGCCUCAUUUCUUGUAAAAUGGUUACUUUGUUACGUAUGAAUAAGACUGCCUGUAUUUAUUUAUGUUAAGUGGACAUGUAUGUUGUAUGAAGUGUUUUUGUCCGACACUGAUAAAGCUUCAGAAUGCUGACACAGCACACAGUCUCUAUAGCUCUGAAUGAGCUCAGCGUCCGCACGGCUUUGACAUCUGCACACGUUUCUCACGCUCUGUGAACGAUUACAGCACGUGCAAUCAGAAUAAAAAUCACCCAUUUUAGAAAAAUA